Molecule: messenger RNA, 2553 nt
Organism: Hippopotamus amphibius kiboko
Lineage: Eukaryota; Metazoa; Chordata; Mammalia; Artiodactyla; Hippopotamidae
Product: zinc finger protein OZF-like
Exons: 3
Coding region: 142-1797 (551 amino acids)
Biological process (GO): negative regulation of transcription by RNA polymerase II
Molecular function (GO): RNA polymerase II cis-regulatory region sequence-specific DNA binding; DNA-binding transcription repressor activity, RNA polymerase II-specific
Source: RefSeq, a predicted model, not a curated record
UGAGGUCAGAGGUCAGCCUGAGAUCACUCAUCUCCAGGAAAAGGAAGGGAGGAAACAGCUCAGCCUUUACACCCUCACCAUGAUCACCUUUGUCUUAGAUUCUCCCUCUUUUCACAGGCUCGAGUGGUAGCAGCAACGUUUAUGGUCCCUGGACAGGGCCAUGUGAUCUUUGAGGAUGUGGCUGUGUCCUUCUCCCAGGAGGAGUGGGGGCUCCUUAACGAUGCUCAGAGACUCCUGUACUGUGAUGUGAUGCUGGAGAACCUGUCACUCAUAGCCUCCCUGGGGUGUUGGCGUGGAGCAGAUACUGAGGAGGCUGCUUCUGAACUGUGUUUUUCUGUAGGACAAAUGACACAAAACAGGAUUCCAAGUCCAGACCCAUCUAUCCUGAAGACUCUUACUUCAGAUACGUGUGCCCCGGUAGAGAAAGAUGUUUUGUCCCUGGCCGAGCACCAAGGAGUGCAUCCUGGGCUGAAACCAUCCUUUUCUGGGGCUUAUGGGAAAACGUUCAGUUCUCACCUACGGCACCACCAGAAGCAGCCCGGUGGAGAGAAACACCUCAGAAGGGAGAACGGGGCCUUGCUUGUGACGAACUGCAAAGUCUUUUUACCCGACAAUAUGUUCACAUGCAGAGAGGUUGAGAAGUGUUUCCUAGGCAGCCUGGGCUUUCCCCAGCACCAGCCCUCCCACCAUGGAGAGCAUCCACGUAGAAGCAGGCAGAUCAGGGAGGUCUCUCACCCUGGGCAAGGGCCCUAUGAGUGCAGCGAAUGUGGCAAAACCUUUAAUAAGAAGUAUAAAUUCACAGAGCACCUGAGAGUUCACACUGGAGAAAAACCUUAUGAGUGCAGUGACUGCGGGAAGUUCUUUAGACUCAGAGGGGGUCUUUCUCAUCAUCGGAGAGUUCACACAGGAGAAAAACCUUUUGAUUGCAGUAAAUGUGGGAAAGUCUUCAUCUACAAAUGUAAACUUGUUCAGCACCAAAGAGUUCACACUGGAGAAAGACCUUAUGAGUGUAAUGAAUGUGGGAAGGCCUAUGCCCGCAAGGAUUCACUUGUCCAACACCAAAAAGUCCACACUGGAGAGAAACCUCAUAAAUGCAGUGAAUGUGGGAAGCUCUUCCUUUAUAGAAAUAAACUUCUUGUGCACCAGAGGAUCCACACUGGAGAAAAGCCUUUUAAGUGCACUGAAUGUGGGAAGUCCUUCAGUUAUAAAACAAGUCUUAUUAUCCACCAGAGAACCCACACUGGAGAAAGGCCUUAUAUGUGCAGUGAGUGUGGGAAAGCCUACGUCAACAAAAAAAGUCUUAUUGUCCACCAGAGAAUUCAUAACGGAGAAAAACUUUAUGGCUGUAAGAAAUGUGGGAACUUCUUUAUAAGCAGCUUUGCCCUCAACAAACACCAGAAUAUUCACACUGCACAAAGGCGUUAUGAGUGCAGUGAAUGUGGGAAAGCUUUCAAGAGGAAAAUCAGACUUGCUGAGCACCUGAGAAUCCACACUGGAGAAAGACCCUAUGAGUGUAAUGAAUGUGGGAAAGCCUUCAAGCUAAAGAAUACACUUGUUAGCCACCAAAAUGUCCACACUAGAGCAAAGCCUUUUCAGUGUGGUGAAUGUGGGAAGCCCUACAGUAACAAAACAAGCCUUGUUGUCCACCAGAGAAUCCACACUGGAGUAAAGCCUUUUCAGUGCAGCCAAUGUGGGAAGCCAUACAGUUACAGAACAAGUCUUAUUGUCCACCAGAGAAUCCACACUGGAGAAAGGCCUUAUGAGUGUAGUUCUUUGUAUGCAGCUCCAAGCUCAUAAAAAAGAGGCAAGUUCACACCGGGGAAAUGCCUUGUGGACGUAUGCUUUCCUUCACUUGAGUUAAUAUCUAGCAGCACAAUUCCUGUGUCAUAGAGUAGGUGAAUGUUUAACUUAUGUGGGGUCAGCCAAACUUUUCUAAAGUGGUAGUAUCCUUUUACCAUCUCGCCAGAAGCACCAGAACCCAAGUUCCCGUUCUUUCCAUUCUCACCAACACUUGGUAUGUUCAAGCUUUCUAAUUUUAGUGACACCAUAGGUGUAUAGUGGUAUCAAGUGAUUUUAAUUUUCAUUUCCCUAGUGACAUGAUGCUGAGUGGUAUUCAGUGUGUUAAUUUCCAACCAUAUAUUGUUAUUGAAAUUUCUGUUCAUUUGAUUUGUCAUUCUAAUUACUGAGUUUUGGCAUUUCUCCAUGGAUUAUUAAGAUCCUCUAAUGGAAAUACUUAGCAAUACAUUCUUCCAGAAUUGGUCUUGUCUUUUCAAUCGCUUUUCCACAGAAAAAGUUUUUUAUUUUAGUGUAGUCUAAUUUGUCCAUUUAUUCUUACACUUUUUCCCUUGUUUCCUCCUGUAACUUUUAUGGUUCAGGGUUUUUAUUGAUGUAAAUGAAUCAUUUUCAGUUAAUUGUGGAAGUUACUUUAAAAAAUAUGGAUAUCCAAUUGCUGCAGUGAUAUUGAUUUAAAAGAUUAUAACUUUUCCCCUGAAUUGCUUUAGUAUCUUCAUCAAAGCUCAGUCAUUUAUGUAUAUGUUUAUUUCUGGCAUUUCU